Messenger RNA from Hypomesus transpacificus, 1514 nucleotides. RefSeq names its product leucine-rich repeat extensin-like protein 5. Bases 565 to 1104 code for a protein of 179 amino acids. Lineage: Eukaryota; Metazoa; Chordata; Actinopteri; Osmeriformes; Osmeridae. The record is from RefSeq and is a predicted model, not a curated record. The transcript has 5 exons.
AGUGGCAAUUGUAACAAUUGUUAGAUAUUAGUGUAAGAUACAUAGGGUCGCACUCGUCUCUGUCGACAUUGCGGGGUCUGCUUACAGUGUCUAGCUUAGUCUAAACUUUUACGGUUUUAGUGUAAAUAUUAACUAGUCCAUUACUGUAGCCACUUAGCAUUUAAAGUGGGUCUACCUCCAAUGAAUAAUGGAAUUUAUAAUGAUCCUACCUGAAGCUUUGGUAAGAAUGACAGCUAUCAAUCAUUGUAAAUACAGUAAGCUGUUAAAAACUAAACAAAAACCGUUAGCAGUACAGUUUGCUUAUGUUACUGUACUUAUGAGUAUGCACAAUUUGGUUCAGCACACCAUGCUUCCAUACAUAGUUGUAACUAUGGUUAUUAAUAUGUCUCUGUUAUUUUAGAUGAGCACCAAGCCUAAGAGCAAAUAAAUCCAUGGAGAUGGAGAGUGGAUUGCGAGGCUUGGGCAUUUGCUGGCUCAGGGGUUUGGCCUGCUGGAGGAGGCAAUAGACCUGCCCCAAGGCAGCGGAAAUUGCAUGACCUCUAUCAAAAGAUUGAGAAAUGCCCCAUGCAGACUCGUGGACAGACCGCCCUAUUUGGAAGGUCCAUGGUCUGUAAUUGUGGAUUCCAUGCUGUUAAGACUGCCACUCAGCUACCUCAGGCACCACAGUCUGUGGCUUCAGACUUGUCCACUGGUGCUGCAGCCCAGCCUUCUUUCCUGCAGCCCCCUCUGAGUGUGGCAAUGUUCACUAAAUCAGUAAACUGUGGUGGGUCACAGUCUGCCUCAGUGAAGCCCAAUAUUGUAGCAAGGAAGACCCCCAGCCCUGCUUCUCCUCCAUCCUCUGUGAGGACCCCCAGCCCUGCUCCUCCUCUAUCCUCUGUGAGGACCCCCAGCCCUGCUCCUCCUCUAUCCUCUGUGAGGACCCCCAGCCCUGCUCCUCCUCUAUCCUCUGUGAGGACCUCCAGCCCUGCUGUUAGCGCCAGCCUGGAAGUAGCCACUCCGACCCACUCCCCCCUGCUAAUGUGCGCCUUCCAUCUGCGCUCCCCCACCCAGGCCCGGCUCUCCAGUACCAACUACCCUGCAGCACCGUGGGCCAGGCACGGUUGAAGAGAAAGGUCCCGUCCACAGAUGUGACACCGGUGGCUAUAAAGAUGCAUGCCCAGCGUCAGCUCUUCCCUGCUCCACCCUCGGCCCCUCGUCUGUUGGUGCUGGCUCCGGUGACCUCACAGGUGCCUGUCUUCAUUGCUGCUCCACAGGCCCUGGGAGGUAUCUUCCCUGCACCUCCUGCUCCGGUCCGAAAACUAACCCGCCAUGUACCCCACAACACGUGCAAGAAAUGCGGGCAGUUCAGGACAGCCCAGACUGGACACAGUCAGUACAAAGGGACCGUGUACUGCCCCUCUGUAGAGGCUGUUCCCAAGGAGCAGUGGUUGGAGGACAUGAAAAAAAUAUAGAUGCCCCUCUACCCCCCUCCCAGAGGCAUGGACGCUGGGCUAGUGCUCCUCUAUCCCCCUCCC